Messenger RNA from Labeo rohita (rohu), 3339 nucleotides. RefSeq names its product coiled-coil domain-containing protein 190. Lineage: Eukaryota; Metazoa; Chordata; Actinopteri; Cypriniformes; Cyprinidae. The transcript is spliced from 4 exons. The record is from RefSeq and is a predicted model, not a curated record. Bases 199 to 1029 code for a protein of 276 amino acids.
AAAGAGAAGACAUUGUGUGCAUCUCAGGGCUCACGCAUGCUCUUCAUUUAGCUAAACCUAAAGACUACUUUGGAUUAUUUACUGUUUAUUGCAUUAUAUUUAGGGUCAGAUUUUUAGCUUUCUAACAUUGGAAGAUGAAUCCGGUUUGAAAUCUGUCCUUUUAUCAGGAUUGACAUCAAGCCGGACUGACUUUGCAGCAUGCGUCGUGGAGACUGGUUGCCAUGGCCCGGUGAAGCUCAGAGACGAGACGAGAGGAGGGCCGAAGCCAGACUGGCUGAGGGUCUGCAGAGACUCGACCAGGCUAAACAUUACCACCUCAACACACUGACCAGAGAACAGCGCAGACUUCACAGAGACCUCAUCUCCAUCAAAACAGGUAAUCCCUGGAAAAGAGGACUCCACAGUUUGGGGCUACAACCCUCCAACAAUGAUGUUGUUCGCCCUGCUGCAUCUUACAAGAGGACCCAGUUACCCAUCAUCCCAGUGGCAGGCAAGGAGACAGACAGUCACAGGUCUUCACUACAUGCUCGUGUUCAGGAGUUUAUGAGCAGUGGGGAGAAAAGGGUAGAACACUCCUCUGAGACGCUCUGCCUGCCGGACCUAAAACGCCAGCCUGUCACCUCUCUAACCGCUACGAGCACAAAUACAGAAAGAGAGGAGAGCAAGGAGAGAGAGAUGGAUGGAGAACAGGACAGAGACAGAGAGGCACUCAUGGAGGUAGUGAGGGACAGAGAAAAAGACAGCCAGAAAGAGAGGGAAUGGAUGCUGUUAAGGGAACGAGAGAAAGAUAAUGAAAGAGGAGCUGAGAUAAAUGGGAAUAGGUGUCUGUCCUCUCCUGUUUCAUUCCCCUCUGAGAUGCUGGCUCCGGAUGGACAUUUAAGAACAGUUCACACAUUACCAAAUUUUGCCCAGGCUCUGGCCGAAGCACGAAAAGCAAGAUACAUCAGACACAGAGGACAACCACUGUGUGAGCGAGAACUCACAAUACGGGAGAUAUUUGCUCGGGAUUCAAGGGCUCCUGCUCAUUGAGACACUAAAUCAGUGGUUCUUGACUGGUUUUGCUGCAGGUCCAGAUUUUUCAUUGGACAGUAAGUAGUAGAAGAAGUUAACGCCAACUUGUCCUGGAUGUUCUGCUAGGAGCUGUUCACAUCCUCAGACUUAAGGCCCAAAGUAUACUUCAGUUUUGAUGCAAAUCUAAAGGUCAUUGCACACUAAGUCCAAAAUCCAUUUUGAUAGGAAAGGAUGACGAAUACGAGAAAAAAAAAAAAACAUACGAAAAUUUCAGACUCAGUGUGCAGUGACCUUUAUCGUAUGUGUAUAGCUGAAUGCGUAGCCUUUCAAAGAGUACUUUAUUUGAUAACAUGUAAAAAUACAGGAGUUCGACACAUGCUUACUAGCAAAUUUCAUCUUUGUGCUGUGACUAAAUUGACUAUAAUUCAAUUUACUGUAAUUUCUUUCUUACUUUGCAUGCACUUUACAUUGCAUGUACUAUGCUAUGCACAUUAUAUACGCAGUGUAUAUAAAAUUUAAGUAUACUCUGGGCUUAACAUUGUGCUUUUUAUGCGAGUUAUGUGCUUCUGUGCCAACAAAAAUAAGGUUAAAUGGAGACACGCACCAGUCAUUAUACAAAUGCCUUAUUAUUAUUUUCUUAUUUAGCAGGACAUUGUUUUUUUAUAGAAGCCCAUUUCCGGCACUGAAUUUAAAAAAAAAAAGUUAUUGCGACUUUUUAUCUCACAAUUUUGAUUUUUUUUUCUUCUCAGAUUUGCAUGCAUAAAUUCACAAUAGCGAGAAAUAAAUUCAGAAUUGCUUGACAUAAACUAGUAACUGCGAGAAAUAAAGUCAGAAUUGUGAGAUAAACUUGCAAAUCAGAUUUUUUUCUCCCAAAUUAUGUGAUACAAACUCACAAUUUUGAGUUAUAAACUCAGAAUUGUGAUAUAAACUCACAACUGCGAGAAACAGUCAGAAUUGCCUGAUAUAAACACAAUCGCAAGUUAUAAACUUGCAACUGAGAAAAAAUCAGGACUGCGAGCUAUAAACUCAACUGCGAGAAAUAAAGAUAGAAUUGUGGUAUAAACUUGAAAUUGCGAGUUAUAAAGUCAGAAUUGCGAGACAAAGUUGCAAUUCGGAUUUUUUUCUCAAACUUACAUGAUACAAACUUGCAAAUGCAAGUUAUAAAGUCAGAAUUGGAUGAUAUAAACUCACAAUUCUGACUUUUCUUAGAAUUGCGUGAUAUAAACUUGCAAUUGAGAGUUAUAAAGUCAGAAUUGCGAGAUAAACUCACAAAUAUUAUUGUUUUCUCAGAACUGUGAUACAAACUCACACUUGUUAGUUAUAAAGUCAGAAUUGUGUGAAAUAAACUGUUAUAAAGUCAGAAUUGCGAGAUAAACUCACAUAUAUGAUUUUUUCACAAAACUGUGUAAUAUAAACAAUUGUGAGAAAUAGUCAGAAUUGUGUGAUAUAAACUCACAAUUGCAAAUUAUAAAGUCACGAGUUAUAAACUCGCAUCUCUGAGAAAAAAGUCAGAAUUGUGAGAUAUAAACUCGAAAUUGCGAGUUAUAAAGUCAGAAUUGCGAGACAAACUCAAAUCUAAUUUUUUUCUCAGAAUUACGUGAUACAACAAUUGUGAGUUGUAGAGUGAUAUAAUCUCACAAUUCAGAUUUUUUUUCUCAGAAUUGCAUGAUAUAAAGUUUGUCUCGCAAUUCUGACGUCAUAACUUGCAACUGCGAGGGAGUUUUAUCAUGUAAAAAAAAAUCUAAUUUGACUUUAUAUCUCACAAUUCUGAGAAAGAAAAGUCUGAAUUCCAAAAUGUAAACUCGCAAUUGCAAGAAAAAAAGUCAGAAUUGUGUAAUAAAAGCUGCGAUUAACCUUUUCAUUUUUAUUCAGUGACGGAAACGGGCUUUCACAGUUAUCCAAGACAGUGCUAACUACAUUAAACUGCAUUUUGUUCUUACAGUAAAUAAUUACACUAAUUCCAACAUAGUGUAAAUGCACCUUUUUUACUUGCAUUUGCAGUCUGUGAUUUUAUCUGAAAAGACCAGUGACCCAUUUUGGAGUCACGACCCUCCAAUUGAGAACCGCUGAGCUAAAACACACAAACCAAAACACAUGCUACACAAUCUUCCUGGUCUUUCUCUAUGUUAAAAACUGAAACACACAUACACAUAAUAUCCAUUUAGAUGUUUUGAAUGACAUAUGUUAAUAAUUGUAACAUGAUUAAUUAGAAAGUCAUAAUAAACAUAAAGUACAAGUAUAUUUGUUUAUAAUUAAUAUCUAAAUGAAACAAACCAGUAUAGGCUGGUUGAACAUGUUUUUUAUCUGCAGCAAUUAUGCCAAUAAUAA